AAAUCUCUUUCGGGAGAUUUUGACUAGUAUACUUCAUCCUACAAUAUAAAUUCACGCAAUCCUUCAGAAAAUUUUAUCAUCAUAACAAUUAGUGAUUAGUAAAGGAGAUAGUAGUCAUUCAUUUCAGUUGUAAGAUUUAUCCAAUGGCGACUCUCUUCCAGAGCCUACUUUUUUUCACAAUAAUAGCAUUCAUCGCAUCAUUGGGUUCAGCUCAAACUGAGCCCGUCCUGGACACCGAUGGCAACCCCGUCCAAGUCGGGGUAGAUUAUUAUGUUGUUCCUCCGGCAGGAAACAACACCGGCGGUGGCGGGUUGGGGUUACAGAGCUCCGGAAACCAAACCUGUCCACUUGACGUCGUGCAAGUUUUGGAACAAAACUCAUAUGGUCUCCCACUGUUCUUCCAAUCUGUAAAUCCUAAUGAAAAAGUUGUCAACUUAGGAGUUGACCAAAAUGUCCAGUUCAAUGCCUCAACAAUUUGUAUCAUGUCCACCGUAUGGAGGCUUCAAUUUCAAUCAAAUGAGCAAAUGAAUCUUUAUUAUGUGACAACCGGUGGAGUUGCCGGAAAUCCUGGACGUGAGACAUUGAGCAAUUGGUUUCAAGUUGAGAGGUUUGAAGAUGCAUAUACGUUCGUUUAUUGUCCUACGGUUUGCGAUAUAUGUAGACCAGUUUGUGGGAACAUUGGGGUUAUUGUGGAAAAUGGAAGGCGUGUUUUGGGAAUUAAUAGAUCCCAACCACUCAAGGUUACAUUCAAGAAGGUGUGAAAAAAGAAGCACGUAAUUAGAAUACCCCUAGAAAAUAAGUGAACAUAUAGUCGUUCCCAAAAACAUAUUAAAAUGAAAAAAAUAAUAUUGUAUGCGUGUGGUGGUCUGUAACUUGCAAUGAAGACUACAAUAAUACAAGAAUUUUUUUCUGUUUUUUAUUAAUACUUGUAUUCACUCUGUCCAAUUAAAAUUCUAAUCACAUCGUAAUCUGUGAAUUGUUUUAAAAAUAGUAUUCCCUAUGUCCCAAAAUUAUUGUCCAG
Oldenlandia corymbosa var. corymbosa is the source of this 1021-nucleotide messenger RNA. NCBI's taxonomy places the organism in Eukaryota, Viridiplantae, Streptophyta, Magnoliopsida, Gentianales, Rubiaceae. The record is from the annotation of a GenBank genome assembly.